Molecule: messenger RNA, 4117 nt
Organism: Xiphias gladius (swordfish)
Lineage: Eukaryota; Metazoa; Chordata; Actinopteri; Istiophoriformes; Xiphiidae
Gene: f13a1b
Product: coagulation factor XIII, A1 polypeptide b
Exons: 14
Coding region: 1-2229 (742 amino acids)
Biological process (GO): blood coagulation, fibrin clot formation; peptide cross-linking
Molecular function (GO): protein-glutamine gamma-glutamyltransferase activity
Source: RefSeq, a predicted model, not a curated record
AUGUCCGAUCAAGAUGCCACCCCGAACCCCUCCCCUGCCCCCCCUGCACCCACUGGACCCCCUCCCAAGGUGACGAGCCGCGGCCGCACCGCGGUUCCCGUCGCCAGCUCCAACUCUGACACAACGGACAUCCCUGAGUUUGAGUUCUUUGGUGUAGCGGGCCCGAGAGGGAUUCCGCCUCUGACUGAAUUUCUUGACAUCUUUGACGUGGACAUGAUGAGGAAGCCAGAUGAAAGCAACAAGAUGCACCACCACACCAUGUUGUACAACUCCGACCAUCUCAUCGUCCGCCGAGGACAAGAAUUCCAGAUCAAGAUCACCUUCAACCGUCCCUACGAUUCUGCUCAAGACAAGUUUGCUGUGGAGUUUGUCAUUGGCUCCAGCCCUCAGUACAGCAAGGGCACCUACAUCCCUGUCUUCCCCACUAAGGAGCGUCAGAGCUCCUGGGAAGGCCGCAUUACGGACAAAUCAGACAACGUGGUCACCAUGGGCAUCACUCCUGCGGCAAACUGCAUUGUGGGGAAGUACCAAAUGUACAUUGCUGUGGUGACGCCCUUUGGCAUCCGCAGGACCAAGCGGGACAACAGCCGAAACCUCUACAUCCUCUUCAACCCCUGGGUGGCAGAGGAUGCCGUCUUCCUGGAUGAUGAGCAAGAGAGAGAAGAGUGUGUGAUGACUGAGAUGGGGAUCAUCUACCACGGUGCCCAUGACGACGUCUCUGAGAGAAACUGGAACUAUGGACAGUUUAACUAUGGAGUCCUGGAUGCCUGUCUGUACAUCAUGGACAGAUCUGAGAUGCCCAUCACCAACAGAGGAGACCCCAUCAAGGUGACCAGAAAGGCCUCUGCUAUGCUGAACUCUCAUGAUGAAGACGGCGUGUUGGUGGGGAACUGGAGCGGCGACUACACCUACGGAGUGGCGCCCACUUCCUGGACUGGCAGCACUGACAUCCUGCUCAGCUACGCUAGCGCCAAGAUGCCCGUCUGCUACGCUCAGUGCUGGGUCUACGCUGCAGUCUUCAACACCUUCCUGCGCUGUCUGGGCAUCCCAUCCCGGGUCGUCACCAACUAUUUCUCCGCCCAUGACAACAACGGAAACCUGAAGACCGACAUCAUCCUGGAUGAGAACGGCAGGAUUGACCGCGACCGCACAAAGGACUCCGUCUGGAACUAUCACUGCUGGAAUGAGUGCUACAUGACCAGGCCGGACCUCCCAACUGGCUUCGGAGGCUGGCAAGUUGUGGAUGCAACACCACAGGAGACCAGUGACGGCAUGUACAGAUGUGGUCCUGCAUCAGUCCAGGCCAUCAAACAUGGGCAGAUAUGCUUCCCCUUUGAUGCUGCCUUUGUGUUUGCUGAGGUCAACAGCGAUGUGGUGUUUUAUUCCCGGAGGAAAGAAGGGACCAUGGAGCCAGUCAAAGUGAACCGGACUCACAUAGGCCGCAUGAUUUUGACCAAAGCUGUGGGAGGCAUGACCCGCCGCGACAUCACCGAUCAAUACAAGUUCUCUGAAGGCAGUACAGAGGAGCGGACCGUCCUGGAAAAAGCAGAGGAGUACGGCUGCAAACGAGAGAAGUCCGACCCUCCUCUGGCUGAUGUGGACGUGGUCCUGCCUACCCUGGAGAUCAGUGUGGGCGACGACUUUGAGCUGAGCCUUGAGUUCAUAAACCGAAGUGACCAGCAGCGCACCAUUGAAGCCUACAUCAGCGGGAGUGUGGUGUAUUACACCGGAGUCACCAGCUCUGACUUUCUGUUCAGGACUCCCACAGUGAAGAUCGACCCCAACAAAACUGUGAAGGAGUUGGUGGCGGUCCAGUCAAAGAACUACAUGAACCACCUGGUAGAACAGGCCAACCUUCACUUCAUUGUUACUGGGAAGGUCAAGGAGACCGGCCAGAUCGUCACCGUCAUGAAAGUCAUCACCCUACACAAUCCCAAACUCAUCGUUGAGGUUUCCAGUGAAGGCAAGGUGAAUGAAGAGAUGAUAGUGAGUGUGCAGUUUACAAACCCCUUCACCUUCAGCCUGGAGGGCGUCUACAUUCGCAUGGAAGGACCUGGGAUCAUGCUGCCCAAGUACAAAUAUUACGGUAUGAUCACAGGAGGCUCCUCUCUGACCUGGACCGAGGUUUUCAUCCCACAGAGGACCGGCUCGACCAGGUUGAUUGCCACUCUGGAUUGUCCUGCUCUCAGGCAGGUCUACGGCCAGGCGUCCGUCACCAUCAAGCCCUGAGGGUCACUACAGGAUCACUGAUGCCCAACAUCAUUAAACUCAGUUACACUUUAGACCAAGUAUAGGUCUAUAACAUAGUUAUGUAGCUUUAGAUUUACAGUAGGUAUAGCUUCAGCAUUUAUAAUAGUGGUGAUAGAUUUAAAAUUUUCUGCAGAGGUGGAAGUCAUAAAAACAGCAUGUGCAUUAAGACCUCUCUAAAUAGAUAGCCAUUUUAAAAAAGUCAAUUUCUUAACUCACGAGAGGCUAAUCAAAAUAGUUUUGUACCCUAUUAUACAAAGGAAGCUGUGUGAUUUUUAUGAUUAAGAAAGAAGGGAUCCAUAAACAAGGUUAUUCCAUAGUGAUUAUUGGUUUGUUUGUUUGUUUGUUUUUUUUUGUCUUUUUGGCCAUUCGAAAACCUUAAGAAUUUUCAGCUCAAAAUUAUACAAAUACAGGUAAAGCUGCAGUAAUCGGCCACUAGGGGCAAAAUUACUCUGAAAAAUAUCGGGCAGACGAAUACAGCCGUGAAGUAAAAAGUCAGUAGGGGUUAACACGCUAGCAAACACUGCCCACUUAAAAGUCCAGCAGACACAGAUCAACAUUAUCAUUCCACUGGAACUUUCUGGUUUCCUGAUUAACUCCAGCCCAAUAGUCACAAACAUUUUAAGGCGGUUUGUUUUUCCUCAAACUCCUGAGAAAAAUAUCUGGGUCUUUAGCCGUUAGAUGUUUGAUUAUGUUCACCAGCUAUUUGCUAACUUUGUCUGUCUGCCAUUUGACACUGGGCAGGCAACAUAAGGCUUUCUGGCGGAGCUAGAAACAGGGCUGAUUGGGUCAAUGAAACUGAACCGAACAGUAAAUGUGGCAUAAAAUCAAAAUAAUGAGCUAUGAAAGGCUAAAAAAAAAAAAAUUCGGUGGCGCUGCAGAGUAUGGUGAUAAUUCUCUGUGGAUAUGAGUGGCCCAUUUGAUGCUAUAUUUCAUUUAAUGUACAAAAUUGUGAUUAAUACAGCUUUAACUUAACCGUUUGAACAAUUUUGAAAACUUACCCCCACAAUUCAACUAAAUUUAAAUUUAAAUAUCAACAUUUCUAUUUGAGUAGUGCGCCUUCCACCUCUUUAUAUAACGCUAUAAAAUCAGUUUCUUCUCUUCUUCUUUUUUCUGUGUACAAGAACUAAUGGAAAUAUCAACCAAAUAAAAGAUUAACAACUGCAUAAGUUUGUGACAUAUUCCCUAUAACUGUAUGUAUGUGAGCCAGUGUUGAUACUUGGCAUAUUUACUUCAUUAGAAGUAAUGUCUGAGAGUUCAUCAUUGUCCAUCUUUGAUUCAACAUAUUUGAAUAAUGCUUAGAUUAUUAUAGAAACUAUGGCUCUCAAAACAAACUCAAAAUCAUUCAUCAUAAUACAUCACUGAAGAAGUGAAGAAAUAUGAUUUUUUUGUCAUUUCUUCACAUUUCAAACCUCAAAUAUUUCAUUUUGAUUCCUCUUACUCUCAAAAAAAAGUGUUACAUAUAGCUAUAACUCUCAGUAAACAUACCUGAAAACAUCUCCUUUACUUUACUCUUAGGAUUUUCUGUGUUUGUCUACACUUAUGCACUUGCACAGUGAAAGAUACAUAGACAUUUCCUCACUCACAAUCACUUGUAGGGUGAUGAGGUUGUCUGGAUACGCUUGGUUAUCAUGGAACACAAUGUACAUGCUGGGGUUGUCUAUUCUAUCCACCACGCUGUCAUGGCGGCCGUGUGGCUGCUGGUUGUUGCGAGGCGGAGGCACCUUCACGCCACUUUGGCCCAGCAACUGGUCUGGAGUAGGUGGGGUUGGCUGAGUAGCUGGCGUUUGCAGCAAAGUAGCUUCCAUGACCAUAUGCAGUUGCUGGGCGAAAGAGAGAACAGGGAGUUAACAAGCAUCCAAUACCUAAA